This is a messenger RNA of Penicillium bovifimosum, 2865 nucleotides long. RefSeq names its product putative vacuolar morphogenesis protein AvaB. Gene Ontology annotation, biological process: endosomal vesicle fusion; vesicle-mediated transport; intracellular protein transport. The record is from RefSeq and is a predicted model, not a curated record. The transcript is spliced from 4 exons. Gene Ontology annotation, cellular component: fungal-type vacuole membrane; cytoplasm. NCBI's taxonomy places the organism in Eukaryota, Fungi, Ascomycota, Eurotiomycetes, Eurotiales, Aspergillaceae. The coding region runs from base 1 to 2865 and encodes 954 amino acids.
AUGCGGAGAGCUCCAGUAGCAGCGCCCCUCGAACCUCCAGCGGAGAGAAUUGAAGACAGCACGCCCAUGUUGUCAGCAUUUACCGCGCGGCCGCUCGUCGAGCUCAAGCCGCGCGACAAGUCCCGCAUCGAAUCCGUCCUAGCCUACGGCGACCGCCUCCUCGCCGGCCUAAACAAUGGCAACCUCCGCGUUUACCGUGUUACCGACGAUGGCAAGACGGAGCUCCUGCGCGAAUUGGAGAAGUUCUCCCGAUACAAAGUCGAGCAGCUUGCCUUGAUUAAGGAGGCAAAUGUGCUGGUCUCUCUCGCUGGCGGAUAUGUCUCACUACACGAUGCCCAGUCCUACGAGCUGGUUGAGCAGCUCGCUCAAACAAAGGGUGCUUCCGCCUUCGCCAUCACGUCGAAUGUCGUCAAUGAUCCUGAUACAAAUGUGCCGGCAAUUGUGUCCCGUUUGGCUGUCGCUGUGAAGCGGAAGAUUCUCAUGUGGGCUUGGCGCGAUAUGGAGCUGGAACGGGAUACCGCUGAGUUGAGCUUGGUCAGUGGUGUCAAGACUCUGACUUGGGUUGCGGCCACUCGACUGGUUGUUGGGUUGAACUCGAGCUUUGUCAUGGUCAACAUUGAGAGCGGGCAGUUCACAGACCUCGCUGGACCGGGCAGCAUCGAGGAAGCGGGCCGGUUCACGGGCGUCGGCGCUGCAAGUAUGAGCUACAUUGGUAUGGGAGGUAUGGUGCCGCGGCCGCUUGCGACAAGAUUAAGUGAAGGCCAGAUUCUUCUGGCCAAGGAUAUCAACACUUCCUUCAUCGGCGUCGAUGGUCAACCUCUCACUCGCAAGCAGGUGCCUUGGAGUCAUGCGCCUGUGGAGCUUGGAUACUCGUACCCAUUUUUGUUGGCUUUGCACGACUCAUCCAAGGGUGUUUUGGAAGUACGGAAUCCGGAGACUUUGUCACUACUUCAGUCAGUCCCGCUACCCUCAGCUAGUAUCUUGCACAUUCCGCAGCCGAAUAUUAGCCUCGCCCAUGCCGGGAAAGGGUUCCUUGUGGCGAGCGAUCGCAUUAUCUGGCGCAUGGAAGCUUUGAGCUACGAUACCCAGAUUGAUGCUUUGGUUGAGGGAGGUUACCUUGAUGAGGCCAUUAGCUUACUUGGAAUGCUGGAGGAUGCUCUUCUACAUGAUAAACCGGGUCGACUACGCACGAUAAGACUGGAAAAAGCACAGAGCUUGUUUGCUCUGAACAAGUAUCGAGACUCCUUGGAUCUUUUCACUGAGGUGUCCGCACCCCCCGAGAGUGUGAUUCGCCUGUACCCUCGAUUGAUCGCAGGCGAUCUCUCCACAGUCCAGGAACCCGAGGUUCCGAACGGAAAGGCGAAUGGGUCCCAGAGUGAUGGGUCGUCUGAGGAUCUUGCUGCUGGGCAGGCCUCCAUACACGGAGGCUCUAUCAGGUCGUCUAUGCGGAAGCCCGACGAAGGAAGCGAGGCUAGCAGUAUCCGUGGAGAGGAGAAAGGCCUUCGAAUUGCUGUCCGCGAGCUACAGGGAUACCUGGCAGAUGUUCGCCGACGCUUCCAGCGCUUCCUCAACCCCGAUGGUUCUCUGAAAGCUUCUGCACCAAUUGGAGCUACAGAUGAAGCUAGUGACUCAGUUCUCAAGUUGCUCGAUUUCCCAUCUGCUGAGGAUUUCGCCACAGAAAUCCGAGCCAAGGCACGAUUGGUCGACACCACAUUGUUCCGUGCACACAUGUAUGCGACACCAUCACUAGCCGGGUCUCUCUUCCGCAUUGCCAACUUCUGUGAUCCAGAUGUGGUGAUGGAGAGACUUGAGGAAACCGGCAGAUAUAACGACCUGAUUGAUUUUCUUUACGGCAAGAAACUACAUCGCCAAGCACUUGAAUUGCUGCAGCGGUUUGGACAGACAGAGAGCGGUCCCCUGAGUGGCCCGACACGCACAGUCGCAUAUCUCCAAAACCUGCCGCCAGAUCAAAUUGAUCUGGUCAUUGAGUUUGGGGAGUGGCCACUUCGUGCUAAUCAUGAGUUGGGAAUGGAAAUAUUCGUGACCGACACCGAAAACGCGGAGACACUGCCCCGUUCGCGAGUGCUUGCUUUCCUUGAGAAAAUAGACAUCCUGCUUGCCAUUCAGUACCUCGAGCAUGUCAUCCAUGAAUGGAACGACCUGACUCCGGACAUACAUCAACGACUGCUCAUCUUAUACAUGGAUCAACUCACAUCCAACAGCGGCCAAGGGGAAUGGAAGGGUAAAUUCUUGACGAUGUUGAAAGAUAGUGAGCAAUACUCGCCAGCGAAGAUGUUAGAUCGGCUGAAUCGAGAGGAUCCCAACUUUCACGAAGCGCGAGCUAUUCUGUUUAGCAAAAUGGGCCAGCACAGACAGGCCCUCGAAAUUUACGUUUUCAAGCUUGAGAACCACGAGAAAGCAGAAGAAUACUGUAACCAUGUACACCUCGCCGAAAAGGGGGAAGAGGAGAACUCCAUCUAUCUGACCCUUCUUUCCCUCUAUCUCUCCCCGCCCCAUGGCUACGAGGCCCAAAACGACCCCGCGAUUGACCUGCUGGCUAAGCACGGCUCGCGUCUCCCAGCCGAUGCGGCAUUGAAACUCAUACCAGACAAACAGGCCGUGCAGCAACUGGAGUUCUAUUUCAAGGGCCGCAUGCGCGCUGCGAACUCGGUUUUCAAUGAAGCACGUAUAGUGGCAAACCUGCGCAAGGCACGAGAUAUGCAGAUCCAAGCCCAACUCGCGAUUGGCGAGGGCGUCCGAGGUGGAGGUACACGGGCUCGUCACGUCACUGUCACUGAGGAGCGGAUAUGUGGCGUCUGUCAUAAGCGCUUAGGCGGGAGUGUGAUCAACGUUUUCCCCGAGUAA